This is a messenger RNA of Trichoplax adhaerens, 1209 nucleotides long. RefSeq lists its product as uncharacterized. NCBI's taxonomy places the organism in Eukaryota, Metazoa, Placozoa, Uniplacotomia, Trichoplacea, Trichoplacidae. The coding region runs from base 1 to 1209 and encodes 402 amino acids. The record is from RefSeq and is a predicted model, not a curated record. The transcript has a single exon.
AUGGCAGGAUCUGCUUUCGUCUUUUACCGUGGUACCAACCAUUUAUUUUGGAAGGAUUUUACGGGUGAUAGCCGCUUAAGCCAAUUUAGCAACGAUAAUACUAAAGUAUGGCUACAAGGAGAUCUUCAUGCUGAAAAUUAUGGGGCUUUCACUAAUGAUCAAGACCAAGUUAUUUAUGAUCUCAAUGAUUUUGAUGAAUCUGUUAUUGAGGAUUACCAAUAUGAUAUUUGGCGCAUGGCAGUCAGUCUUGUGUUGGUAGCUCGUCAAAAUAGUGGAUUCUCCCAAUCGAAAGUGAAUACAAUCCUCGAUGCAUUUAGUGAGAACUAUUUAGACACCAUGAAGAACUACCGUGGCAAUAACCAAGAAGUUGAUAAAAUUUAUACCCGAUCCAAUACUUAUGGCCGCUUAGAUAACUUUUUAGCCGAUGUAGAAAAUAAAGAAAGUCGAGUGAAAAUGUUAGACAAAUGGACCAACUUGGUUAGCAAUCGGCGCCAAUUUGAUUUAGCCUAUCAAAAAUUAGAAGCGGCCUCGUCAUCCGAUAGAUCCGCUAUUACUCAAGCAAUGUCUGGCUAUGGCACUACCUUGUCGGGCAAAAUCUCUUACUCGUCCUCCUAUUUCUAUGUCAAAGAUAUUGCUAAACGUAUAUUAGCAGGUACCGGCUCUUUAGGCACUCCACGAUACUAUAUUCUCAUUGAAGGACCUUCAUCAUCGCAGAACGAUGAUAUUAUUCUCGAUGUUAAACUACAAGGCAAACCUACGGCCUACUACUAUUGGGGCUACUAUCAGCAGCAAUAUUUUGACUCGGCAUUUAAUAAUGAUGCAGAGCGCCAUGCAAUCGCUUAUAAAGCUUUACUAACAUCUGUGGAUGAUUACUUGGGCUGGAUGAAUUUUAAUGGUGGCUACUAUUCGGUUCGAGAACGCUCACCAUACAAGGAAGGUUUCGAUACAACCGAAUUAAAUACUCUUGAUCGAUUUACUAAUUUGGCUUCUCAGUGGGGAGCUAUCUUGGCAACAGAUCAUGCACGUUCCGACAAAGAUUACGAUUCCUCACUCAUUAGUGCAUCGGUGGAUAAGGAAAUUGAUAUCAUGACGGAUGGUCGCCAUUCCGAAUUUCGAAGUUUGGUUCGAUCUAUUGCUAAUUCCUAUGCUGAUACUGUGGAAGACGAUUAUAAUACUUUUAAAUCUUCUCACUUGGCUGCCAGCUGUUGA